Molecule: messenger RNA, 707 nt
Organism: Saccostrea cuccullata (small rock oyster)
Lineage: Eukaryota; Metazoa; Mollusca; Bivalvia; Ostreida; Ostreidae
Product: serine hydrolase RBBP9-like
Exons: 3
Coding region: 152-694 (180 amino acids)
Molecular function (GO): hydrolase activity
Source: RefSeq, a predicted model, not a curated record
CAGUUCUCUUGGACAGAAUACACAAAAAAUCCAAGAUGGCGGACUGUUGACCGCCAAACGGCGCAAAAGGAAGCAUACCGUUUCCUCCUCUUUCUCCAUUCCUGUUGGCAUCUGUGGAACAGAUCGGUUGAUAGUUGCAAAAUCUGGCAUAAUGAAGGCUGCAAUCAUUCCUGGAAAUGGUGCUGGUGAUGUUUUUCAUGCCAACUGGUAUGGAUGGGCAUACAAGCAAAUAAACAAAUUAGAGAAUGUAACCUGUAGUUUAGAGAAUAUGCCUGAUCCCAUCACAGCAAGGGAGUCCAUCUGGAUUCCAUUCAUGCGUGACAAGUUGGAAUGCAAUGAGGACACCAUUAUCAUAGGUCAUAGUUCAGGGGCAGAAGCAGCUAUGAGAUUCGCUGAACAGUACAAGGUCAAGGGCAUCAUUUUAGUGUCAGCAUGUGUCACAGACCUGGGGGAUGAGAAUGAGCGGGCCAGUGGGUACUACAGCAGACCCUGGGAGUGGACAAAAAUCAAGGCUAACUCGGGCUUUGUGGUACAGUUUGGGUCCACUGAUGACCCCUUUAUACCCUGGGAGGAGCAACAAACUGUAGCUGACCAACUGGGUACUGACCUCAGAAAAUACUCUGAUAAAGGUCACUUCAUGAACAGCACAUUUCCAGAACUGAUUAAUGUAGUCAAAGAAAAGAUGAAACAAUAAAUAUUUCCAUUUC